GCAAAUCGGCGGGCGAGGUGCUCCUGCAAGGCUCAGCCAGCUUUUCUUCCGGUUCGCGGGGUCCUCACCGGCACUGCUUUUUGGAAUUCCGAAAGAACCCCUCGGGCCCCUUCGGUGUGGAUAUCUUCAACGCGUCAGGUGCCAGCGUGUGCUAACUUUGGAGGCUACCGUCCACGCCUUUGGAGGGAAAGUACACCGGCUACCUCUACGCGCCUGCCGUCCCAGGAACGAGCUGAGUGAGCAGCGGAACGAUGGGAGACGACACGAGCUUCUACUCGCAGCAAGAAGAUCCGUACGACUAUGCGUCGAGCGUCUACUCCGUGGUGGACUUUCCGACUUCGGAAACAGCAAUAUUGACCGCGGUGGCCAGAGCUCAUUUGUGGUGUGGCUGGCCUGUCUGCUGUUCCUGGGCAUAAUCGCUCUAAUCAUUUUCCUCAUGUCAACGGCGAACCUAGAUAUCGACGACAGGGACGACGGCGCCGGUGGCGGUGGCGGCGCCAAGGAAGAAGUCACAGAUGUACCGUAUCCGGGCACCAUCUAUUCCAAGCCAACCGUUCCUAAGCCUGUGGCAUCCCGACCCUCAACACCAGGACCCGCAACCGCUCCUCCUGUGUCCACAGCUGCCCCGUCAAGACCAACACCGCCCAUCUCGUCAACCCUGCCACCAACAGGUGUGCUGCCACCCGUGUCCACAGCGUCGUCAAAAACAAGGAUCAUGAGUACACGAGACUCGAGAAGAAGUCCAUUGACCACUCCAACAACGACGACUACCAGAGCUAUCACGACCACAACUAGAAAAAGGGCUACUACGACCACAAGAAUGCCGACAACUUCGACUCCCUCGACCAGCCGCUACACGAAACGUGUGCUGCCACCCGUGUCCACAACGUCGUCAAAAACAAGCAUCAAGAGUACACGAGACUCGAGAAGAAGUCCAUUUACCACUCCAACAACGACGACUACCAGAGCUAUCACGACCACAACUAGAAAAAGGGCUACUACGACCACAAGAAUGCCGACAACUUCGACUACCUCGACCAGUCGCUACCCGGAUCUAAGGCAAAUGCUAUGCUCGGUGGGCCGUACUGCCAUCGCGGAGACCAUGUACCCACCCGAAGGUCUCUGCACAUACUUGUUCUACACUGACGUUGUCAUCGUGGACGCGAAGAUAGUUGCCGCAGCAGAGCGGAACAGCUGGAACUUGUUCCAAAUCAAGGCCAAGAAAUAUAACAAGAUCAAGUCGGGUAUUGCUUUCGACCACAGGUACAUCAGCACGAAUCUAAUAUCUGAGGCCAUGGGCGAGCUGACUAUGCUGGCCACAAACAAGAUCGCAAGUUACGGCUUGCUGAAUAUCAUCACGAAGCCCACUGUACUCCACCAAACCGUGCUGGCCCUGAGGCCAGCUAUAGAAGCCCUCAAGAACAUCCAAGGCCGCGAUCCCGGCAAGACCACCGUGAUCGCGAUCGGAUCGUACGACUACAGUGGUUCCGGGUUUAUGGCCAAAUACAAGGAUAUAUUUGCAGAAGUCGUCGGCACAUUCAAGGCCGACAUAGUCAUCGCUAUCUCAUCGGUCGGAUCGAUGGAGGACGAGGCCAACUGCUACGCCGCACCGCCAAAUGUCCUCAUCUCUCCGAUAUUAAGGUUCCCGAGCAUGGAGAGUCACUGGCCUCUCGUGCGCCACAACGCGACGUACGCGAACGGCGAAACGUUGGUGGGCCUGUCGUUCGAGAUGGGGGCACUGAUCUACGUCCUCAAACAAGACGCGAAAAGCCUGAACGACAGCGCCUACGCCAGUUGCACGGAGGCCGGCAUGACGAGCCAAGAUGUGAUUUGCACAUUUUCCAAGAACGUCGACAAAAAUAACCAGUGGCUGAAAGAACCGUACAUGGUGUACGGCACAUACAUCCACAAUAAUACAAAGAGGCACGUCGCCUUUUCCGAGUACUUCACAAGCGUUCGGGAAAAGUACACCAAAGCCCGUCGGAUAUUUGGAUCGCUCCAUCACCGAUCUGCGUUGUUGAUGUUCAACGUCCACCUGGGGGACGUCAGGAAGAAAUGCAGCAUCGAAGCUUUCAGUGCCAUUAGAUGGAUCUGCAAUGACUUCUUAGGCCAGCGAAGUUGUGGCUGAAACGCCUUCCCAUCGUCUCUGCGCUGCACGUACACUCUAAUCUUGGUAACCUUUAAGUAUACCUAUAAACAUUAGUAACGAAUAAAA
Molecule: messenger RNA, 2215 nt
Organism: Dermacentor albipictus
Lineage: Eukaryota; Metazoa; Arthropoda; Arachnida; Ixodida; Ixodidae
Source: RefSeq, a predicted model, not a curated record